Messenger RNA from Girardinichthys multiradiatus, 3691 nucleotides. RefSeq names its product lysyl oxidase homolog 4-like. Gene Ontology annotation, biological process: peptidyl-lysine oxidation. Bases 140 to 2884 code for a protein of 914 amino acids. Gene Ontology annotation, molecular function: copper ion binding; protein-lysine 6-oxidase activity. The record is from RefSeq and is a predicted model, not a curated record. The transcript is spliced from 15 exons. Lineage: Eukaryota; Metazoa; Chordata; Actinopteri; Cyprinodontiformes; Goodeidae. Gene Ontology annotation, cellular component: membrane.
AGUUGCAAGAUCUGAGGGAGUGACAGAAAAAUAAAGAGGGAGGGAAAAGAGAAGAACAGAGACAAGCAGGACCAAAAUCCAAGUUCCCUCUCUCUUCUUCCUCCCAGUGACUCCAGGGUGAGAUCAAGAGAUAGCAAGCAUGCUGUCCCUCAGCUCCCUGUCCAUCCUCCUCGUCUUGCUUCUCCUCCAGCCCCCACAGCUGUCUGCGCAGGAUGUGCAGAUACGUCUUGCAGGCGUCGGUCGGCGGAAUGCAAACGAGGGACGUGUGGAGGUGUUCUACAAUGGAUCAUGGGGCACAGUGUGCGACGACGAGGUGGAUAUUAAACUUUCCGAUGUGCUGUGCCGACAACUGGGCUUCCAGCGCAGCUUUACCUGGGCACACAGUGCCAAGUUUGGCCAAGGACAAGGUCGGAUCUGGUUAGACAAUGUGCGCUGUCGGGGUUCAGAGGCCUCUGUUGCACAGUGUCACUUCAGUGGUUGGGGAAUCAAUGACUGCACCCAUGGUGAGGACCUGGGUAUCAUUUGCAGCCCAGAAAGAAGACCUGGCUUCCCCCCUGUCACUUUAGAGGAGGCCCCUUCAUCUUCAGGUCAACAGCCAAGCCAACAAAGACAAAGAAACCCAUCAUCACCCCCAUCACAGCCUGUGGCCCCAGCAAACUCUCCCUCUAACUCCACAAGAGGCCAUGAGAUUGCCCUUCAUCGCAGCAGCUCUUCCUCCCGUCGCGGAGGCAUCUCCCCAUGGGAAAAUGGCCACGAGAUCCAGAUCUCCAGGCGAAAUCGAGGUGGUUCGAGAGCAAGUCAGCAGACUAGUCCAGCACUGCCGCGAGGUCACCAGCUGCCCUCACGCCUGGCAAACAGCGACUCUUACAGGCAGAGGGAGGAAACGAGAAGGAGAAAUCCACAGGUUGCGAGGCAGGAGCCUGAAGUGCAGAUGAACAGGCAGCCCCAACCUCAGCCUCCUGCCCAGAUCCACUCUGAAAGGAGGAGUGACAGGCAUCAGCAGCUUAGUGGAAAUCAUGUGGAACCAGACCCAGUUUAUCCAGAUGUGGAUCUAGAGACUGAUGCACAAUACACACAGGGAUCUGAAAGGAUUUACCUGGAGGAAGCUCGUCUUCGGCCCGUGCUGUCCGGCAACCAUGGUGGUCUGGUGAGGGAGGGAGUCCUGGAAGUGAAGCAUGCUGGGAAGUGGCGUCAUGUGUGCAACCAUGGUUGGGACUUGAGCAGCAGCCGUGUUGUGUGUGGCAUGUUGGGGUUUCCGGCAGCAGAGCCGUUUGACCAAAAUGCUUACAGGAAACUUUGGGAUUCCAAGUUAGCGGAUCCUUCAUCAAGGCUGAGAUCCCAGAUCAGUAAGAAGGCUUACUGGGUGGAGAAGGUGCAGUGUCAGGGUUUGGAGGUGUCCUUAGAGCAGUGUCCUGCACAGCUGUCCAGCCCCAGGAGUGACGUUCCAUGCAGGGGAGGUAUGCACGCAGUGGUCCGCUGUGUCCCUGGAUUCCAGUUUGCGCGCCCCGGCAGAGCACCUGCUCCACCUCCAGUCGCGCCUGUCGUCCGCCUGAAGGCCGGGCCCCGUCUCGGAGAGGGCCGUGUCGAGGUCAUGAAAGAGGGAAAGUGGGGUACGGUGUGUGACCACCUGUGGGACCUAAAUGCAGCCAGCGUGGUCUGCAGAGAGUUGGGUUUUGGGUCAGCUAAAGAGGCGCUCACCAGGGCUCAACUUGGACAGGGUACUGGUCCCAUCCACAUGAACAGUGUCCAGUGUACGGGCAGGGAGAAGUCUCUCAUGGAUUGCGUCUAUAAACCAGUGCCACUUUACACCUGCAAACACACUGAGGAUGUAGCUGUGCGCUGCAAUGUCCCCAAUACUGGCAUUCAAACAACCGUGCGUCUGGCAGGUGGAAGAGACCGUGCAGAGGGCCGUGUGGAGGUGCUGAUAGAGGUCGGAGGAGCAAUGCGCUGGGGCUCAGUUUGCAGUGAGAACUUUGGCCUCAACGAAGCCAUGGUGGUCUGUCGGCAGCUUGGCUUGGGAUUUGCCUCCAGAGCUUAUGAGGAGACAUGGUACUGGCCGGGAUCCCCUGAAGCCAGGGAGGUGUUGCUUAGUGGAACUCAUUGCGUUGGCACGGAGAUGUCCAUCCAGCAGUGUCGCAGGAACGGUCAAGUCUAUUGUCCCCGUGGAGGAGAUGGUAGAGCUGCGGGAGUGUCAUGUGUGGAGACUGCUCCCGACCUUGUGGUGGACGCCCAGCUCGUGCAGGAGACGGCAUACCUAGAGGACCGACCUCUUCACCUGCUGACUUGCGCAAACGAGGAGAACUGCCUGUCUUCCUCUGCUGCCAGGGUAAACUGGCUCUACGGACAUCGCAGACUGCUGCGCUUCUCCUCCCGUAUCAUGAACAUGGGUCUGGCUGACUUCAGACCGCGAGCCACCAGAGAGAGCUGGGUCUGGCACCAGUGUCACAGACACUACCACAGUAUUGAGGUGUUCACCCACUACGAUCUGCUCACCCUCAAUGGGACAAAGGUGGCUGAAGGUCACAAAGCCAGUUUCUGCCUGGAGGACACCUACUGCCCAGAUGGUAUCAAUAAGCAAUAUGCCUGCUACAACUGGGGCCAGCAGGGCAUCUCCGUCGGCUGCUGGGACACAUACCGCCAUGACAUUGACUGUCAGUGGGUUGAUAUUACAGAUGUUCGACCUGGUGAAUACAUCUUUCAGGUGGAGGUGAACCCUACCCUGGACAUGGCUGAGUCUGAUUUCCAAAACAAUGUGAUGCGUUGCAGGUGCAAGUACGAUGGAGCACGAGUUUACCUCUUCCGCUGCCAUGCAGCUGAUGCCUACAGCGCUGAAGAGGAGGACUUGUUUGACCACCAACGUCAACUUUCCAACAACUUCUUGUGAAUUAGGGAACACGUACAUUUAAGAACUGUACGACUCCAGACCUCAGAAGUCAGGCUACGAAGAGUGAAUAGCCGUAAAUAAAAACAGCUGAGGUAGAGGUGAGAAAGUGAGAGGAAGGAAAGGACAGAAAUGGCUUUUUUAGGAUCCUGUGAUCGUUGUGAGAAGAUUUUUGUUUUUGUUGGAAAAUUAAAUGGGGAUAAAGAACAGAUGUAGAAAGAGAAAGGGAUGAAAAGGAGACAAAAGCUGGACCAUGAUUUGUGAUAAAACAAUUUACAACUUUAAAAACAUCUCAUGUCGUUACGACAAAUGUUAAUGCCUUGUUUAACUACAGUUAAAGUUAUUACAUGAAGGCACAUGAGUAGAACCUUUAUCACUCUGUAUAUUUCCACAGGUAACAAAAUGGGCUUCAAGUACACUCACUGUCCACACAACAACGUCCAGGAUUUACUGUCAGAAGUAUGUGUUUUUCUUUAUAUUAGUUUUCAAUCAGAUUUUAUUUCAUCUCAUGGUGCUACUUUCCUUCUGUUUUAAAUAAAUACUGUAAUGUAUUGCAAAUGUAUUGUCAUGUACAGUCUUAUUACCUCUCUCAACUAUUGUUCUUCAGGUCUUUAAUUUAUGCAGACGUUUAAUGUACUUUACAGUUGAAACUUGUUUGUAUUGUUAAUUUUAUUAUGAAAAAUACUUCAAUUUUGUUUGAUCUUUCCUUGUUAAACACAAGGGAGCAACACAAGAUCUGGUUGUACCAUUGCAUUGCGCCUCAGAGUACUUGUUAACAGUAGUGAAAGAAUAAAAGUCAGAUUUACUAAA